AUGAAAGCGUUGGGUGUCGGUUCUUAUGGAACUGUGUUUCUUGCCGCACCAAAAGAUGGUUCGUCUACUUUUGUGGCAGUGAAAUCUGCAGAAGUGAAGGAUUCGUCUUCGCUUUCAAUGGAAGGAAGAAUACUGGAUGCGCUGAAAGGGUCGCCAUAUGUAGUUCAGUGCUUUGGAGAAGAUGUAAGUGUCGAAAACGGUAAACAUACUUAUAACCUCUUGCUCGAAUAUGCCGUUGGUGGCACUUUGCACGAUUUGAUUAAUAUCUACUCUAAAGCUAACACGAUGGUUGAAGAAUCAGAGGUUCCAUACUAUGCUUUUCAGCUUUUGACUGGGAUUUCUCAUGUUCAUCGUAAGGGUUUCAUUCACUGCGAUCUGAAACCGAGUAAUAUACUUGUUUUUCCUAGUGUUGAUGACGAAUAUGAUAGUAUUGUGGAUGUGCGCUUGAAGUUGGCUGAUUUUGGGUUGUCUUUGAGAACGGUAGAAAACGAAACACAUACCUACUGGGAUAGAGGCUCCAAGAAGUGUUGUCAUCAUAGAGGGACUCUGCUUUAUGCUUCCCCAGAAUCUGUAGCUCAUGGGAUUCAUGGUAAAGCCGUUGAUAUUUGGGCACUUGGUUGCAUUGUUGUAGAGAUGAUCACAGGGAGACGGUUAUGGUUGUGCCAUAAAAAUAGUGACGAUUUGGACUUCAAGAUUACACAUGAAGAACCUGUGAUUCCGAGUAAUGCUUCUAAUAUAUGCAAGGACUUCCUGGUCAAGUGUUUUGAAAAAGAUCAUAAUUGGAGAUGGACUGCAGAUAUGCUGCUUAAUCAUCCAUUCAUUAAGAAUGUUAUGUCCGGUAAAUAUCAUCCAGAAGAUCAUGAGCUGAUGAGUAAUAAAGUUAUCAUUAACCCUUUUAGUCAUUGCGAAAGCUGGGUUUCUAAGCGGCAUUUGUUUUCAACGUGCUUUCAUUUGCCUUCAAGUGAUAACUUGAGAUCAAGAUAUGCUAUUUUUCCAGCAGAGAAUGCACAAUGUCGAUUUUCAGAAGCUCCUAAUUACUCUCUUCCUCUGUGUUAG
Molecule: messenger RNA, 1056 nt
Organism: Nicotiana attenuata
Lineage: Eukaryota; Viridiplantae; Streptophyta; Magnoliopsida; Solanales; Solanaceae
Product: protein kinase byr2-like
Exons: 1
Coding region: 1-1056 (351 amino acids)
Biological process (GO): protein phosphorylation
Molecular function (GO): protein kinase activity; ATP binding
Source: RefSeq, a predicted model, not a curated record